Molecule: messenger RNA, 2638 nt
Organism: Hypoxylon fragiforme
Lineage: Eukaryota; Fungi; Ascomycota; Sordariomycetes; Xylariales; Hypoxylaceae
Product: sulfate permease
Exons: 4
Coding region: 114-2558 (814 amino acids)
Biological process (GO): transmembrane transport
Cellular component (GO): membrane
Molecular function (GO): secondary active sulfate transmembrane transporter activity
Source: RefSeq, a predicted model, not a curated record
GAUACCCGAAUCUUGACCUUAUCGUAGCACUAUCUGCCUACCUACCCGUGUGCCACUUGGGGCGUGUCCCCCGAUAACCACUUGAAGGCAGCUUUUCAAGCCGAAUUGCAGUCAUGUCUUCCGCCGGCAAUAAGCUAGGCAAGGGCUUUGCCUGGUUCUUUAACCUGAACCUCGACCCUUAUGGGCAAAAGGAAGCCGAACGCAACGACUCCCGACAUGCGGCUCAGUCUAACCCUAACGUCGAAUUGUACGAAGAACGGGACCCGACCACCGUUCAAUGGCUCGCCAGUAUUACGCCGACCGUCCGGAGCACCCGUCAUUACUUCUACCGCUUAUUCCCCUUCCUACAUUGGAUUACUAGAUACAAUACGACAUGGCUCAUCGGCGAUCUCAUUGCCGGUAUCACCGUCGGAGCCGUAGUCGUGCCUCAGGGCAUGGCUUACGCCCUGUUGGCAAAUCUUGAACCUCAGUAUGGUCUCUACACCUCCUUUAUGGGUGUCUUACUCUAUUGGUUCUUUGCGACCUCGAAAGAUAUCACAAUCGGGCCUGUCGCGGUCAUGUCAACGGUCACCGGUGGAGUUGUGAGCAGAGCAGAGAAAGCUCUUCCCGAUGUCCCGGGCCAUGUGGUGGCUUCCGCCCUCUCUGUUCUUAUCGGAGGAAUCGUAUGCUUCAUGGGCUUGGCGCGACUCGGCUGGAUUGUCGAUCUCAUCCCGCUGCCUUCCAUCGUCGCCUUCAUGACUGGAUCUGGUAUCAACAUUGCAGUCGGCCAGAUACCUACAAUGUUGGGCAUUAACAGCAAAAAGAAGAGAUUCUCAACACGCGAUGCGACAUAUAUCGUCAUCAUCAAUACCUUGAAGAACCUCAAAUACACGACGAUCGAUGCUGCUAUGGGCCUCACUGCUCUGCUCAUGCUAUACAUUGUCAGGGGAACUUGUUCGUACCUGGCCAAGAAGUACCCUCACCGAGAGAAGCUUCUUUUCUUUAUCUCUACGCUCAGGACAGCCUUCGUCAUCUUGUUGUAUACUGCUAUCAGUGCUGGUGUGAAUGUAAGCCGCCGCACUAGCCCUCUAUUCAGCGUACUCGGUGAAGUUCCGCGAGGCUUCCAACAUGCUGCCGUUCCCGAAAUCAACUCGACGAUUAUUUCCUUCUUCACCUCGGAACUUCCCGCCGCAGUUAUCGUCGUCCUGAUCGAGCACAUCUCUAUUUCGAAAUCGUUCGGACGUGUAAACAACUACGUUAUCGACCCAUCCCAAGAAUUGGUUGCCAUUGGUGUCACGAAUCUUCUGGGACCUUUUCUAGGCGCAUAUCCCGCUACUGGAUCUUUCUCUCGUACCGCCAUUAAGGCCAAGGCUGGUGUCCGCACACCGUUCGCCGGUGUUAUUACUGCCGUCAUCGUGCUUCUCGCCUUAUACGCCUUAACUGCUGUCUUUUGGUACAUUCCUCAAGCAUCGCUCGCCGCCGUCAUUAUUCACGCCGUGUUGGAUGUUGUCUCCCCACCAAGCGUGGUGUACCAAUUUUGGAGGAUAUCACCCCUGGAGGUCCUUAUCUUCUUCGCUGGUGUUCUAGUGACUAUCUUCGACACUAUUGAGAAUGGUAUCUAUACCACAGUUUGCAUAUCCUUCGCUGUUUUCAUCUUCCGACUAUUCCAAGCCAAGGGACGCUUCCUCGGCGUUGCUAAGGUUCGCACUGUUGGAGAUGUGAGGUAUGGCAGACAUUCAAGUGCAACCCAAUCCUUCUCUCAGGAAAAGAGCGCUACACCAACUCUUCGCGAAGCCGGUAUCUCGAGCGAGCGCAAUGUUUUUAUUCCAAUAGACCACGAGGACAACUCGAACCCCGCUUUACCAGUCACUCAUCCCUACCCUGGCGUGUUCAUCUACCAAUUCUCGGAAUUAUUCAACUAUCCCAACGCCACACGCUUCCUGGAUGGUCUUACCGCUGGAAUCUUCAAAGAAACCCGAAGAACUGAUCCGGCGUCUCUCGGAAAAUUGGGCGAUCGUCCUUGGAAUAACCCUGGUCCUCGCAAGGGCAAGAUAGUCGUUGACGAGACACAGCACUUGCCUACUCUCAGGGCAAUCAUUCUAGAUUGCUCCGCUAUCAACAACGUCGAUGUGACUUCCGUCCAAGCUCUAAUCGACGUCCGAAAUCAACUAGACAGAUACACAACACCCGACGUCGUCGAAUGGCACUUCGCCCACGUUAGAAACCCCUGGACCCGACGCGCCCUCGCCGCCGCAGGUUUCGGAUUCGGACAGCCCCAAAACCAGAACGCCGAGCCAGGCCGCCGCUGGAAGUCCAUCUUCAGCAUCGCUGACUUGGCCGACAUCGCCACGCCGCUCUCCAGCAACGGGGGCGAGAAGGCCGUCGUCGAAAAGCACGCGAGCGCCAGCGACGAAGAGAACGCAAUCCGCUCUGCCUCCAUCACCGAAGACGACAGCAACGUUCGCCAGAUCCCCGUGUACGGCCUCAAUCGGCCUUUCUUCCACGCAGACAUACAAGAGGCGUUGGAUGCCGUGUUAGAGAACAUCGAGCAGCGACCGCCUAUUGCUCUCAAGGCUUAAGCUAAGCCUUAUUACCUACCUGGUCUCGGGUCUUUUUAGGGACUGGGACGUGUUUCAUAUUAAAAAUACCUACUUAUACC